Messenger RNA from Lycium barbarum (goji berry), 1146 nucleotides. RefSeq names its product oligoribonuclease-like. Lineage: Eukaryota; Viridiplantae; Streptophyta; Magnoliopsida; Solanales; Solanaceae. Gene Ontology annotation, molecular function: nucleic acid binding; 3'-5'-RNA exonuclease activity. The transcript is spliced from 9 exons. Gene Ontology annotation, cellular component: mitochondrion. The record is from RefSeq and is a predicted model, not a curated record. Bases 222 to 980 code for a protein of 252 amino acids.
CUGGAAGUGGUAUGGGCACGUUGUUCAUUCUUGGAAGCGCAUAGGUCGUAUUUGUAAAAAUUCUUAAAUCAGAGAGAAACUAUAUAAAUAAAAAAGGCAAUUUGAGUAAAUGAGCGGAAGAUUUUGAGUCUUUAUUGGGUCUCCCCAUUAAUCAAACCUUCUCACCCUUUGGCUGCUAUACCAGUUGUGCAGGAGCUUAAUGAUCAAGAACUUCGAUAGAAAUGAAUCAACUCUCAAAUGCCUUUUCAUUGCUGAAUUUGGAUGUUGCAGAUAACCAGGAUGAGACCCAAAUUGAGAUUACUAAUGGGGAUACUGACAGAGUAAAAGGAAAAGGUAAAGAGAAUGGGACAGAUGGCAGCCCAGGAGAGAUGAAAGUGCUUGAACAUGAAAAAGGGGAUCAGAAGCUAGAAUCAGUUGGUGGAGAGUGCAAAUUGCCGCUUGUAUGGAUUGAUCUUGAGAUGACCGGUUUGAAUAUUGAAGUUGAUAGGAUAUUGGAGAUUGCUUGUAUAGUUACAAAUGGAAAUUUGACGAAAUCAAUUGAGGGUCCUGAUUUGGUUAUACAUCAAGCUAAGGAGUGUCUAGACAAUAUGGAUGAAUGGUGUCAAGAGCAUCAUGCAGCGAGUGGUUUGACUGAGAAGGUGCUUAAGAGUACAGUCACUGAAGAAGAAGCUGAAAAACAGGUUAUUGAAUUUGUCAAGAGAAAUGUUGGCACAUAUACACCAUUACUAGCAGGAAAUUCAGUCUACGUGGAUUUUCAAUUUUUUAAGAAAUACAUGCCGAAUCUGGCUAGUCUUUUUUCACAUGUGCUUGUUGAUGUUAGCAGUGUGAAGGCAUUGUGUGUUCGUUGGUAUCCAAGAGAUAAAAAAAAGGCUCCUAAAAAGGAAAGCAAGCACAGAGCUAUGGAUGACAUCAAGGAGAGCAUAGCAGAACUCAAAUACUACAAGGAACACAUAUUCAAAGCAUCCAAGUCCAAUAUGUGAUGGUGAACAAAAUUUCCCAUUUCUUUGUUACGGGUUCUUUUAUGUGAAGUAUAUAAGCAAAUUUUGCUUAACAGAAAACAUUUUGUUAGUAUUUCAGCAAGUAACCAACUCAGUAAGCUAAUAUAAUCUUUUGUGGCCUGUGGGAAAGUGGAUGCGUGCUCGUAUG